Messenger RNA from Chelonia mydas (Green sea turtle), 3108 nucleotides. It is a transcript of the gene LIPI, whose product is annotated as lipase I. NCBI's taxonomy places the organism in Eukaryota, Metazoa, Chordata, Testudines, Cheloniidae. Gene Ontology annotation, molecular function: lipase activity; carboxylic ester hydrolase activity. Gene Ontology annotation, biological process: lipid metabolic process. The transcript is spliced from 10 exons. The record is from RefSeq and is a predicted model, not a curated record. Bases 100 to 1494 code for a protein of 464 amino acids.
UUCACCACACCUGUUUUAUCGGUGACGUUUAAUUGUCAGAUCAGAGUGAAAGCUAGCACACUAUAAGGAAAUACUAAAAUCUUCUCCAUUCAGUUGUGGAUGUUACGUGUUGCUUUUCACCAUUUCCAUAUGUUGAAGCUGUUUCUAUUCAUCCUUUUGACGUGCUGGGUGAGAUCAGAUACAGAACAAAAAUGUGAAGAGUUCACAGAUCUUAGCAUACACAAUGCUUUAGCUGGGACAGAUCUAAAAGUGAAACUGCUAUUGUACACAAGGACAAACCAAAACUGUUCCGAGAGUCUCAGUGAAUAUAAUACAACAGCAUCUACAUAUCUGGAUGUGACCAAGAAAACUGUCUUUAUAGUCCAUGGCUUCAGACUAACAGGCUCUACGCCAAUAUGGCUGAACGACAUAAAAGAACUUCUGCUGUCUUUAGAGGACGUUAACCUCAUCAUAGUAGAUUGGAACAGGGGUGCUACAACUAUAAUUUAUCCUAAUGCUGUCCACAACAGCAGACGAGUUGCAGAAAUCUUGAAGAAAUAUAUUGACCAGAUGUUGGCAGUUGGAGCUUCUCUUGACUCUAUUUAUAUGAUUGGAGUUAGCCUUGGGGCUCAUAUAGCUGGAUUUGUUGGAGAGAUGUAUAAUGGUAAACUUGGAAGAAUUACAGGUCUUGACCCAGCUGGCCCUUUAUUCAGUGGAAAACCACCAAGUGAGAGAUUGGAUCAUACAGAUGCACAGUUUGUUGAUGUCAUUCAUACUGAUAUGGAUGUUUUCGGCUACAGGAAACCUUUAGGAAAUAUCGAUUUCUAUCCAAAUGGAGGAGAAGAUCAGCCUGGCUGUCCAGAAACACUGUUUAGUGGAUCUCAGUUUGUUAAAUGUGACCAUCAGAGAUCUGUUUUAUUGUUCCUGUCAUCCCUGAGAGGGAGUUGCAACAUAACAACAUACCCUUGUGAUUCAUACUUGGAUUAUAAGAAUGGAAAAUGUGCCAACUGUGAAGCUUUUCAACCAAUGCCUUGUCCAGUACUGGGUUAUUUUGCUGAUAAAUGGAAAAACUAUUUAAUCCAAAAAGACCCUCAGGAGACAAAGGCUUAUUUUGAUACCUCAGGCCAAGAACCGUUCUGCAUGUAUUACUACUUUGUGGAUCUUAUUACUUGGAACAAAAGCAUUAGGAGAGGUUUCAUUAGAAUUAAAAUAACAGACAAUGCUGGAAACACAACAGAAUCAAAAAUGAAUAGUGAAGCUACUACAUUUCAGCAGUAUAGACAAGCCAGUAUCUUUGUUGGAUUUUAUGAGGAUUUUGACAAAAUAUCAAGAAUUUCCUUGACUUAUUCUACAAGGACUCUAAUUGGCCCAAAAUAUAAGCUCAGGAUUCUCCGAAUGAGGCUAAGAUCUAUUACAAAUCCAGCAAGGCUGCAGAUGUGCAGAUAUGAUUUUGUACUUCUGGAAAACAUCGAAACAACCUUCAAGCCUAUUCCAUGCCAAGAGAGGGACAAGUAAAGAGAGCAUCUGCUAACUUGCUUUCUUCUGUAGACAAUAUCAUGUUUAAUUCUUUCUUAGGACGAAGGCCUGCAGUGAGGAGGGAAAUGAGUCAAAACAGGCUCAGUUUCUGAAGUCGGAAUCAUAAUCUUCAUUGCUUCCUUUGGGUAUCAGAGUGAAGUUCAACAACCAGUUCAGUCAAAUUUUGAAAACAAAUGUAUGAUGGCAGAACACAUACAAUGAUCUAUUAGCCAUUAGUCGUAAGUAGCAAGAAUACUCCAGGAGUACUCUGAAUUAAAUAUAACUAUCUGCGCUGAUCAUGGCACGUUAGUUGUCAUGUAAUAUAAAUGAUAUGAAAAAUAUUAUAAAAAAUUACAAGACAUAAUUAUCUCUGUGAAUUUAAUAUGCUACACAGAUUAUAUACAAACUAAAUAUACAGCAAUUAUGGAAUAUUAUAUUCACUGAAUAAAUAAUUUGUAUUUAUUUUGUUAUGUGAUGCUUCUAUUUUUGGAAACCAGAAAAAUAGUUGAUAUUUGUGCAAAUUUAUGUAAAUUUGCUGUUUAAAGCAAUUCUCUGAUCUCCAGUGUCUUCUGUAGGUGACUAUUAUUACAAAUCUUUAAGUGUUUGUCUAUUAAUGGAAAUGGACAAGAGAUUGGCAUGCAGGUUUGAAGAAAUUGGAAUGUCUGCUUAUGGCUUGUGUUAUACAGAAAGUCAGACUGGAUGAUCACAGAGUCUUGGAAUCUAUGAAGCUUUGAAUAUACUUACAGAGAAAUUGUGUGGCAUUAGGAAUAGUGUCUACAAUUACCAGAUUUUACUGCUAGGUGGUAUGAAAUAGGUAUAGAACUCUGCACAUACACAGCUGUCUGUCUACAAAUCUGUUGUACCCAUGCCAGUAAUGCUCACUGAAUGCCUAUGUAUAACUGCUACCUUUUCUGUUAUUGUGUAGCUCCAGUUUUGCAGAGUGCUUGAAAGACAUUAGAUUAAAUUUAGAAAUAUUGUAAUGAAAUAUUUUUACUCACUUGAUCUUAAAACAUAACUUCUAUUAUUUUGCUUAUAGUUGUGUUUUAACAGUAAUGGAAGAGUCUAACCAUCAGAAAACAGAUAUGUUCCAAGAGUGAAUUUAGAAUCUUUAGUUAGGCAAUAUAUUGCAGUAAUGCCAAAGAGACCUAAUUAGCACUUACUUGUAGUAAUGUACUUAACAUUGUGUUUUAGCCAUAUGCUAAGUGGUUUGGGAGGUUUAAUGCAGUGUUUAUGUUUAGCACUUACUAAUUCACAGGAGGAGAAAAUUGAUAAAUGACAGUUUAUUGCAACUCAAUUUCUGAUGUCAAUUAAUUUCAAUGAAAUUAAUCCAAAUAUAAUCUGAUUUAGCUGAAUCCACGUUUUCUCCUAACUAUAACAUUUCAAAAAAAUAUCAUGAUGAAAAUAUAGGGAGAAACUCAUUCUAAAUUGACUAGGGAAUGGAGUCAGUAAAGGAAAGAUUAAAUAUACUGAAGAUAUUCUAAUAGUUAUAUCACUAUUAUUUAACAGUGUCUUGAAGUAUGCUAGGUUAAGAACAAUUUUCACAGACGUGUGAGUAACUUUGCACACAUGAACUAUCUCACUCAUUGCCAGGGGAUGUGGUGAAGGCCAAAAAUA